CCACCAUCAGCGACCAACCAUAGCCUCAAGCUGUCCUCAAGCCUCUCUGGGCGGCUGUGCAGUUCUGCUUCUUCCUUCUUGCGACUGUCGCCAACAAUCUCGACCGACCAGCUGCAAGAAAACGAAAGCACCAAGGCUUCCCUUCCUGUUUUAAUUCAUCCACUCCCUUUCUCAACUUCUUCUGAACUUAUUUUUCCAGCCUUUGCUUCUUCCUGCUGCCCGACAUCACCCUCGAAACCCCGUCCGCCCGUCACUAUGGCGCCGACUCUGCCCUAUCGUGACAUCAAUGUCAAGGUCGCCCCCGAUUCCUACGUAUUUACCUCGCCCUCGUCACCCGAUGCCCCCGCCCUGGUCAUCGACCGUCCCACUGGCGACCUGCGCCUGGGAGAUGCAGGCCUAGGCAAGAGAGUAUCCCGCGUUUCCAGCAUCGCCGGAAUCCUAGGCAUCAUCCAGCUUAGACUCGACAAGUAUGUCAUUGUCAUUACCAAGGCCGAGCCCGUCGGCCGCCUCAAGGGCCAUACCGUCUACAAGGUCAUCGCCACCGAGAUUCUCCCUAUGCGCGAGCGCCAGAUCCGAGACCCCGACGAGGACACAUUCAUCGGCCUGCUCGACACCUUCAUGAAGAACGGCCCCAUGUACUUCUCUUACUCCCUCGACCUCACAAACUCGUUCCAGCGCCAGGCCUCGGCCGACACCUCCCUGCCGCUCUGGCAGCGCGCCGACGACCGCUUCUUCUUCAACCGCUUUAUCCAGUCUGACCUGGUCGAUUUCCGCACGAGGGGUGCCAGGGGCCACGUCGGUCCCCAGUCCGCCGUCGACCCCUUUAUCCUGCCCGUCAUCUUCGGCAUGCUCGAGAUCCGCCCGACCACCUUCAAGGGCACCCCCGUCACCAUCACCCUCAUCUCCCGCAGGUCCAGACACCGCGGCGGUACUAGAUACUUCACCCGCGGCCUCGACGACGAGGGCCACGCCGCCAACUACAACGAGACGGAGCAGAUCACCAUCUUUAACGACUCGACCAGCACCAUGGGUGGCUUCGCCGGCAGCACCGACAUGCAGAGCGGCAAGUACGGCGCCAACGGCAAAGAGACUCAGAUCAUGGCCUACGCCCAGACCCGCGGUAGCGUGCCCGCCUACUGGGCCGAGAUCAACAGCCUGCGCUACGUCCCCAAGCUCCAGAUCCGUGGCAUCGACAGCGCCUUGCCCGCCGCCAAGGCCCACUUCGAGGAGCAGAUCCGCAUCUACGGCGACAACUACCUCAUCAACCUCGUGAACCAAAAGGGCCGCGAGCAGCGCGUCAAGACAUCGUACGAGCAGGUGGUUGAGAAGCUCGUCUCGUCCCCCAAGGAGCGCACCGAGGGCGACCGCAUCACGGACGAAAAGUUCACCGUCAUCCAGCCCGAGAAGCGCGCCGUUGAGUUCGACCGUCUGCACUACAUCUACUUCGACUACCACCACGAGACCAAGGGCAUGAAGAUGCACCGCGCCUACGCCCUCGUCGAGAAGCUGCGCGACGCCCUCGACUCCCAGGCCUACUUCCGCGCCGUUGACAUGCCAGGAUCCAAUGACGGCCGUCUCGAGCCGCGCGGCUACCAGACGAGCGUCAUGCGCACAAAUUGCAUGGACUGCCUCGACCGCACCAACGUCGUCCAGUCCAUGUUCGCCCGCCACAUGCUCGACCGCAUCUUUGAGGAAAUGGGCCUGAUGACCCGCGGCUCCUCCUUCCGCGACGAGGACCCGGCCUUUGAGCACAUGUUCCGCAACCUAUGGGCCGACAACGCCGACGUCGUUUCGUGCUCCUACUCGGGCACCGGCGCCAUGAAGACGGACGUCACCCGCACUGGCAACCGCACAAAGGUCGGCGCCCUCCAGGACGCCCGCAUCGGUGUCACUCGCUACUUCAAGAACAACUUCUUCGACGGGCCUCGCCAGGACUCGUACGACCUCUUCCUCGGCGUAUACACCCCCGGCACCGCCAACAUCGGCGGCUCCCUCGUCUUCGCCGACCGCCGGCCCAUCCUCAUCCAGUCCGUCCCCUACCUCCUCGCCUUCUCCGUUUUCCUCGUCCUCGUCGGCCUCUUCUCCAAGUCCGAGGCCGUCGUCACCAUCCGCGUCUUCAUCCUCUUCUGGCUCGCCGUCUCGGUCUGGUGCGCCAGCUUCAUCUUUAGCCACGGCAUGCUUUACGUCAACUGGCCCAAGCUCAACCCCAGACCGUGGGCCAGCGAGGGCUUCGCCGAGCACAUGUCCAAGGCCCGCAAAGAUUCCGUCUUGGGCUCCUUCGUCGCCCGUCACGAGCGCGGCCUCAGCACCGCGAGGUAUCUCAACGCAGAGGAGGGCAAGAAGAGAAUCGAAUAAGGGCAACCUUUCUCUGCCUUCUUUUCUUUUAUUUCUUCCUUUAUUUCUCUUCUGGAUUGAGGCCGAGGUCCACAAUCCACACUUGUCGCAUUUCUACUCUUUGUGUGUUGAGCACGAUUCCGUAAAGAGGUUCUUUAUUGCACCGGAUAAUGGGCCCUGUACCAACAUCCGGCAGAGAAGUCAUUACAGAACCCUCGAUUCCCUGCUUCAAUCUCGAGUAAGGAGGGUCGGGGAGCUGGUCGUUCUCAUAGGGCAUCGACAUGGGUUAGAUGUCGCAAAAAUAACGUAUUUUUUUAGAGCUGAAUAAUACUACAUCUUUUCUUCCGGUUUAGUCCCACUAGUCUUCUUAUAACUCAACCGUUGGACGCAGCAAGUGACGUGGUACAAUGCCGCCUGAGGAAACCUGAUGUUCGUUUCCUUGGCCCCUCGUGAAGAUCAUAACCAAACCCACACUCAAUGAGAGGGGGAGGGGAGAAUUCCCUCAGGCACAAUCAUUGGACGCCGUGGUGUUUCCAACCUCUGACUCUCAGGCACCACACUCAAAAGCUGAAAGGGAACGGAGAAAAUGAAGUAGGUAUGCAUCAUUAUAUAUACUGUAUUGUAAUUCCGCGCCUGGUCCGUACAGUCGGAGCAGAAGGGAACGGGAUAAAGAAAACGCCGAUCACUCUCCAAACAUACCCUCGCAGUCGCCAAGGAAGCUUAAACAAGCCAAUCCAGCUUGACCGUGUCGCGAGAGGGCGAGAAGGGCAAUAAGGGUUCGUUCUGGCGUAGUUGACACUUGGAGGGCCAGGCGGACGAACGAAUAAUAAGAAGGUGACUCGACUCCAAAGAGUCGACGAAUAGGGAAAAGAACAAUCCUCCCACUUCUCUCUCCUUCGGGUAUCAUAACCUCUCUGUACUUCCUCUCUUUCUCUCGUUUUUCUCCACUAUCCCUAUCCGUCAUCCCCCAUUUCCCUCAGAUCUCUCCCAAGCUUCAGUCCUCAUCGGGGGGUUGGGGGGUUUUUUUUUUUUUUGGUUUUCUUGUUUGUGUUUAUGUUUUGUUGGUUCUCCAGGCUCCCCAAUGCUGUAUU
This is a messenger RNA of Colletotrichum destructivum, 3425 nucleotides long. Its product is annotated as Putative SAC domain-containing protein. The transcript is spliced from 3 exons. Gene Ontology annotation, molecular function: phosphatidylinositol-4-phosphate phosphatase activity. Gene Ontology annotation, biological process: phosphatidylinositol dephosphorylation. NCBI's taxonomy places the organism in Eukaryota, Fungi, Ascomycota, Sordariomycetes, Glomerellales, Glomerellaceae. The record is from RefSeq and is a predicted model, not a curated record. Bases 256 to 2355 code for a protein of 699 amino acids. Gene Ontology annotation, cellular component: endoplasmic reticulum.